CUUUAGAGGAAAUAUUAACCACAGAGUAACUCCGAGUGACCAGUCCGAAGAAAAGUUCAAUUCUUGGCUCCAUAAAUGUCGAACAUAUUUGACUCAAUCUAGGGCUCAAUGUCUUAAAAUAGCUCAGCACGUGGAGCAACGUUUUGAACAAACGUUUCAAGUUCUGGGCACUCAUAGCCAGCAGUUUUUAAAUCAGAAAAAGAAAAUUCUUAAGGAAUGAAAAAAUCAGCUUUCGCCGGCAGUUAUCACAACCUAAUGUGGUCUUCUUAAAGCAAUUUCAAUAUUAGACUUUAUUUUGAAAUUUUAACAACAUUAUGCCAAAUGACCAUUAUGCCAAAUGGUCAUUAUGCCAAAUGACCGUUAUGCCAAACGUCCAUUAUGCCAAACGGCAUUAUGCCAAACGGCGUUAUGCCAAACGGCAUUAUGCCAAAUGGCUUUAUGCCAAAUGGGAUACACCCAAACAAACCUUGAUUAUCUCAAUUCCAAAAAAGUCUUUUGUUGUUUUGAAAAAUCUGCUUUGACGUUUAGCGUUGAUUCAACAAAAAUCAUGAUAUUCAAAUCAACAUAAAGUUUUGUUGAUUCAAAUAUGCCUUAUUUUUCUGCGUGUAACUAUUUUGACAGCUGGAAAACCCGCCUUACCUUACUAAUCUACAUACCUUGACACUAGCACACCAUUUGAUUUUGCUUGCUGACAAAAUUUAACCUCACUUUUUUUUUCGUGUACGUACCAAGGGAAUGAUUGAUCGAGGAAUAUUAAAUAUCCGCAUAAAUAAUUUCAAGAGGUUCAAAAUUAAAGAGGACCAAUAAGGCUCUUAACUGCUUAUUUAUUUGUCGGUGUAGGACGCCGCACUAUUUAAUAAUUUUCUGGCGCAUAUUGAAAUCCAUCCAUCUUUUUAAAAUUUUCUUUUCUUGAUUUGUGUGCACCUUCGUCAAAAACCAAGAUUGUUUACUUUUUACUCUUUGGUCUGACAGCUUUAUCAUGGAUUUUGGUCUGGUUUAAGCGAGGGACAGGACACAGCAACCUCCUGAGGCUGAAGAUGAAAUAAAAAGCCUUAUAGACAAAAUAAAAGUUCUGCUUUCUGAGAGUGACGAGUCUUCUUUCUAUUGCAUAAAAUUCCUGUUGCCUAUUCUUAUUACGAAUUCUUGCGGCCGCAACAAAAUAAUGGAAUACAUAAUGGCCGCAAACAACUUAUUUGAGCCACUGAAGAAAAUUCUUAGUGAUCCCACCCAAAGACUUAAAUAUGGUAAUGAUAUUGUGAUACUUCUGACUCUUUUGCGAACCAUCAGGUCAACUAUAGAAAAAGUGAUAGAACCAAUCCGUAUGCUGUGCAGCUUUCGCUUUUGGACGAUGAAUUUGCGUUGCAUGGAUUUGGACAAAUCAUAUCGACUACCUUAUUCGAAUUUAUUCGAUUGCAAUCAACUAACGACGUAACAACUCACAACAAUUCCUGGAUUAGUUCAUUUUCAUCUAUAGUUGGAAAUAUUUUUUUAUCGGAAGAAAUCGAUGGAAAAUCUCAAAAUAUUCGUCUCUCUCUUUCACACCUCACCUCUGAUGUCGUUCAUUCGGACUGUUUUGUGCAGUGAUUGGAUGGUCCAACGUUCCGCCACUGUAGGCCAUCAUGAUUUUGGAAGUGGCACUAUCUAGGCGGAUGUUGCACACCCUAGCUCUUUUCAACGUAUUUUAGUUUGAAUAUUUACACACGUUUUUCAAUGCUGUUUGUUCAAUGAUGUACAUAAGUUAUACACUCAACCCACGGUGGUUGGUCACUUUUUCGUUUGACACUUUUUUAGUUUGUACCCCGUUGGUUGGUCAAAGUCAAACUAAAAAGUGACGAACUGACACUUUUCAUACGGCGCUCACACACACUAUCAAAAGAAACGUUUGGUAGUGUGUGUGAACUCCGUGUAAAAGGGGUGUCAAACUAAAAAGUGACCUCGUUCGUUUGACAACAGUUGGUGUCAAACCAUCGGGGUUUGAGUGUAGAACGUCCAUGAUCGAAGGGGAGAUUUCACGAAAUUGAUAACGCCGAUGUGGUUAGUUCACGAGGUGGUCACUCCAAAUAUAUUGCAUUUAUUUCAUAAGUUAAUCCGUAUGUGCAUCCAUAUUUACGUGCAUACCCCAUUCCUCUAUGAAUUUAAUUUCAGUGUUUUUCACAGUUGUCAUCGCAAUCGCGCGCACUGUUUACAAACAACAAAAAAAUCAAUCUGUUUCUAUUACAUUUCCCGGCCGGGAGAUUCGCUGGCGCUCUAUUAUCAUCUGGAAUUCCAUGGACCAGCAGCUUCGUCGUAGUAAAUCCGUAUUUUCCAUUGUUUUGUGUUGAAUUUAGUGCGGGUUCCGGACUCAGUAAGGCACCAGCAAGCGAGAUGGUGGUAACCCAGGAGGACAAGUCAUUCGAGCUGCUGGACGUGGACCCUCAGGAGACGGAGGACGACGGGGCGGUGGUGGUGCUAUACACCAAGCGGAAGGGCAAGCGCACCGUCAUCAAGACUUCGACACAGCAGACGUACUUUUUGCCCGUGUUUGGCCUGGUUGAACCGGAGAAACUCAAGCCGGGUGAUUUGGUGGGCGUAAAUAAGGACUCGUACCUCAUCCUGAAGACACUUCCGGCCGACCGAGCAGUAUUCGGACAUUGGCGGGUUGGACAGGCAAAUCCAGAAAUUGAUUGAGGCCGUCGUGCUGUCGAUGACGCUCAAGGACAAGUUCAAGAACCUGAGAAUUCAUCCACCAAAGUCGAUCUUCCUGAAGCUGGCCGGCCUGUAGCUGGUGCAGAUGUUCAUCGGAGACGGUUCCAAGUUUGUCUGGGACGCGUACGCACUGGCGCAAAGUCCCCGGUGGUUACUUCCUGCAAGCAUCUACGCUGCAGACCACUAUGGGCCAUCUCCAUACAAACAGGCGGCCAAAUUAUUUUUUUGCUUUUUAAAUGUUUUUUUGAUACAAAUUUAGGUAAUUGUAUGGUAUUGAAAUGAUAUACGUCGAUUUUUAUGACUUUUCAUGUUUUUCAAUAGUUGAUUGUUUAUAAUAAAUAGUCUUUUCAUACAUUUGCAAGUGAAACAGAAUUGCAUAUAUAUUAUAUUGCAAGUUUAUAUUAUUAAAUUAUGGAUAAGCUCCCCCCCCCCCACUUUAAGGACACAACCCCUCCCUCCUCUUUCUUUCACCCCCCCCCCCUCUCCUCCUCCCCAACCAACAAAUUUUUGUUAAGCGUAAUAAAUUCAUUUUAAGUCAAAUAUUUAUUAUUUCCUGCUGUGUUUCUUUUUGUGAGUCCAUGCCGUAUAACUUGAGACCACCCCCCUCCCCCCCUCCCACCCUUAUGGGCAUAAAUUGCGAAUAUUUUAAUUGUUAAAUCAAAUAACAGAAAAAAUAAUUUUAUCCAAAAUAUUAAUUAUGAAGUAAAACGAUAAAAUACAAACCAUAUUCUUAAAAUUCAUUUGAUUAUAGAGUUUGUGACAGCUUCAGGAUAUGUUAAAGGUACUUUUUAUGAUGUUUUGUACUAACCAACAUAGAACUUAAAUGUGGAUCAGUUUCAUGGAUUGAUCGCAGAAAUUCAUCAUGCUAAGUCAACAUUUUGCUGAAUACUUUUUUCGGUAUCAAACUGAUGGUACGUUCGUUUGAUGGCUAGUUCGGCACUGAGUGCCGCACUCAGAGCUGUCAAAGUGUUUUUUUGAAGAAACUCGCUCGAGUUCGGCACGAGUUUCACCGCCAUCUUGGAACUGAAAGUGCGAGUGCCGCACUCGAUUAUUUUCUAGUUUCGUGCGAGUUUCUCGCACACCAACAAACGAUGUUUGUAAACAUCAAAAUCAGCUGUUCAUUCAAAACAAGCUGAUUUUGUUGAAGUUUUCGAUUCGAGGAAUGAUUCGCAUGGAGAAACUUCGCGAUUGGUGGACAAAUCGGAAAAUAAUUGUAUUUGGGUGGCUAAGCGCUUUGUUCGAAGAGGAAACCAUCCCAUAGAAGCAAGUUCUGCCGAUGUACGUCAAGAAGGAAUACAAGCGAUGCCGUUUUGGGGAACGAUUUCUUCCGGACGGACGACGACAGGUCAAGAUUCGCAAGAAGGGCAGCUAGGCACUCGAUCGUUCCUUCCGGAAAAAUGCAAACAGCACAGUGAUUACAAAAGUCAACGGUACAAGGGCAUCAUCAAGCCUACCAACUCUUCGAACCGGAAGGAAUGCCUGAGUGGAUGAUCCUGCAGGGACUAUUGCUGAAUAUGAUGCUGAUGCCAUCAGGACACACUCCGAACUGGAACCUGGAAAGCAUGUUGAUGCUGAACGGCAGGGACUGCCGCUAAAUUUGAUGCUGGUACCAACCUGGAACCUGAUGGCGAACAUGCUGACGAGCUGGCCGAGUGCGGAGCUACGAUCGAAGGAUAAUCACGGACGUUCUCGGCGAUUUUAACGAACAGGUUAACCAAUAAAACCAGAGAAAGUGCAACAUUUUGUGUAUUUUGUGAAAUGUAUUGUGUGAUAUUAGAUCAGUAAAAAAAUGAAGAAAAUAAAAUAUUCUACAAGCUACUUGAAAUACUUUGCGAUAGUAAAGUCGACUUUCCCGCUGUGGACACAGUCGGGAUGAACCAGCCAAUUAUGGUCCCGGGACAAAGGUAACUCGAUUUAGCGAAGUAUUCAAGUCCGUCUUCUGUAGUAUUUUAUGGCAAAACCAAACCUAUAAUUAUAAAAUUUGAUCAAAAAAGCCGAAAAUACAAAACAUUAAAAAAUGUCAAGGCAAAAAUAUUAAUAAAUUCCAUAAAUUUACGAAAAUCCAAACAUUUAAAAAGACCAAGAAUUUAAAAAAACACAAAACUCCAAAAUUAUCUAGAAAUUACAAAAACGCAAAAAAAAAUUACACAAUCCAAAAAAAUUCAACAUUCCUAAAAUCCUAAACCUCUUGAAAGAAAAAAAUGUGAAACAAAAUUCUACAAAAGCUUUGAAUACAAUUUGAGUAGCCAGCCUUAUAUACUCUUAACAUUCUAAAUUUCCAUAAAAAAUAUAAUUUAAAAAUUCCUAGAAUUCUUAAUGAUUCGUUAACUAAUAAUUUUAAAAAAAAUCUAGAAAUUUCAAUACAAUAUAAAUUCCUAAAAUUUCCUAAAGUUAAUUAACAGUUUUUAAAUGUAAUCAUUAAAAUAAAUUUAAAAAAAUUAUAACAUUUUUAAUUUUUUUCCAGAUUUUUUAAUUUUUAUUAAAUUCCUCAAUUUCCGAAUUUUACAAAAUUUUAUAUAAUUCCUAAAACAGAAAGUGGGAAAUAAAAAAAAAUAAGUUACCCAAAUUCCCAAAACUUCCGAUAAUCCUUAAUUAGGAAACAAACAAAACUCUCAAUUUCCUCAAAUUGAAUAAAUUUUGAAAGAAUUAAAGCAAUCAAGAAAUUUCAAAAGUUCUAAGAUUUCUGAAUUUCCUGUUUUUUUUUAAUUCCACAGAUUUUCUCAAAUUCUCUAAGUUUUUUUUAUAUUCCUUGAAAUCCUGAAAUUUCUAAAAUCUCUGAAAUUUCUUAACUAUUAUAAUUUGUAUUUUUUUUUGUAAUUUGUUGUUUUAUUGGGCACGUCAACUUGUUAGCAUAACACUUUAUAUCAAGUCAAGGAAGAAACAACAGGAGGUUAUAAAAGAUCCAAAGAUAAAAGUUAUUAAAAAAAUUAAUUCCGGAAAUAUUUAAUAUUCUUAAAUUCUAAAUAAUAGAAUUAAAAAAAUUACAGAAAGACUUAAAAAAAUUUGUAUUUAAAAUGUAAAAAAAAAUAAUAUUCAUGAAAAAGUAUAAUAUUCUAUUUUAAUUUAUAAAAAUAAAUUUAUAUAGAAAAUUGUACUAUUUUAAAGAAUAUUGAAUAUAUUUUUUUAUUUGAAAAAAAAUUAACUUUAAAAACUCUAGGAAUUUUUAGAAAUGUUGAAGUUUUUGGAUUUUUCUGAAAUAAAAGAAAUUUAUGGGAUUCCCGAAAACAAAUUUCUGUUAGAAAUUAUUGUUUUUUUUUUUAGUUUUACGGAGUUUUUACAGAUUUUGAAAUUUAGGAGUUUUAAAAUAUUCUAGAAUGUAAGAAUUUGCAGAUAUCUGGAAUUUUAGUAUUCAAAAAAAAAAUCUGGACUGUAAGGAAAUUAAGAGUUGUAAGAAUUCUAGGAAUUGAUGGAAAUUCAGGGAUUAUAGGAUAUUCAGGAAUUCAAGCAAGAACGAUUUUUUCGCAAUUUCAGAAUUAGAAAUUUCCAGAAUUUUCAAACUUCUUGAUUUUGAAUUUUUUUUUUUAAAUUUUAGCAAUUUGAAGAGUUUUUAGAUUUUGAAAAUUUAAAAAAAAUCUGGGUUUUUUUUUAUCUAUUAUGGACUUUUAGAGUUUUUUUUGUAUUUCUGAAAUCUUAAAAUUCCUAUUUUUUAUAAUUCAGAAAUUCCAGAAAAUCCUUAAAUUUAUAAAACUUAUAAAAUAAAAAAAAACAUCAAAAAUAAUUAAAAUAAAAUUUAAGGAUUCGAGAUUUUUUAAAAUUCUUCAUAUCUAAAAUUUUCUAACAAUUCGAGAUUUCAUGAAAAAUUCAGGAAUUUUUAAACCUAUUCUUUAAAUUUCUAAAUUUCCUAUCAUUCCUAAAAUCUAUAAAUCUUCUGAAACUACUUAAAUUCCAAACAUUGAAAAAGAUAUAUUUUUUAUGAUUUUAUUUAUAUUUUAAUUCAAAAAUAUUUGAAUCGUUUGAUGAACUUUGAUUUUUUUUAAAUUCCACAAAGUUUCAGGAAUUUUGGGAAUUUGAGGUAUUUUUGGAAUUGAUGUAUUUUAGAAUUUUGGAAUUUGGGAGUGGAAUUGUAAAAAAAUCAGUUAUUUGUAGAGUUUUAGGAAUUCCAGUGAUCUUAGGAUUAAAAGAAUUUGAGAAAUUUUGAAAUUUUAUAAUUUUCAAAUAUUCUGAAAACUUUUGAAGUUUUAAAAAUUUCUGGGUAUUUUUUUGGCAUUGAAGAUAUUUCAGGAAUUUAAGAGAAGAAAAUUCUGUUUUUAUUGGAAUUAAAAGUGUUAAUGGAAUUGUAGAUAUUUUGUUACAAUUGGAUGAAUUCCUGAAAUUUAAGAAUUUUUAAAUUUCUGGUAAUUAGAAAUUUUAGUAAUUCGAGUUUUUGGUAUUUUAGAUAUUUUAGGAAUUAAAAAAAAUUAAACUGUAGUCAUUUUUAAAACUUACGGAAUUGUAGUGAUUUCAGAAAUAAUUAUCUAUGAUUUUUUGAAAUUCAUGUUAGCAAUUUUAGGAAUUUUGAUUUUUUAUCGAUGUUUUGAAAUUAUUAAAGUUUAAGAAACUAUAAUUUUUUUUGAAUUCUACAGUUUUGUAGAAUUUCUGGAUUGUUUAGAAUUGCAAGAGUUCUUCGAUUUUUUUAAGUUUAAAAAUAAUUUAGAAUUUAUUUGCCCUCUUUUGGAUAGCAUUGAAGGUUUGUUGAUUUUAUUAAUGGAACUUUAACCAUAAGGGGCUUUCGCCCCCGUAGCGUUAUUUCAACUCGUUGGCAAUUACCUUAUCCAACAAUUUCAUUAAAUAAUCAUAAAAGUCUAACAUUACGUCUAAAAUUUAUUAUUUUAUUUUACAAAUGAAAAUAUUUUAUAAACAAUUAUAUUUGAAAGUUUAAUACAAUUUAUUUGUUAUUUAAAAAAAGCUUCAACACAAACUUCUUCCAUAUUGAACACAAAACUAAAAACAUUUUUUCUAUGAAGUGAAAUCAACUUGAAAACCGAUUUGCUAAAAAAUAGGAAUAUUUAUGAAAGCACUUGAAAUGUUACCAAAUGCAAUCAUGAUUUUAAUAGUAAUAUAUUUUACUAUUAAUUUCUUCUCCUAAUGUUGAAAUGCAGUAAGUAUGUUUCUUUAGAAGCAAUGCCCAAGCCUUGGACCAUCCGAGCAGAUUGAUGGUCUUUUUUGAGAGAGUGGUUUGUUGGUGCGUCGUUGCCGACCCGGUACACCGUCAGAUACACGUCGUUGAGUUUGAGUUAAGAGGUUCUGUUGGUGAGGGAUUCUUCCACACGAUGACAUUGUUCCCGCAACGAGCGGCCACCAAUAAUCGCCUCCGCUUGUGAUCCACACCGGCUUGGUAGGUUGACCGUGAUCGACUCCGGCAAAAACGAACGUUUGCCACUGAAGAAGAAAUCGUUGUUUUCAGAACCAAUGGCGCCGGAUCGAGCGCCGGAUCUUGUGGCCAAGAUGUUGUAGAACGGUGAAUGGCCUACUCUGACCUAACCUGAGUUAAAAAAAUGCACAAUUUUAAUAGGAUAAAAAUAUAAUUGCUUUUGAUACUUAUCUCUAGCUCGAUGUUAAAUUCGCAACGAUUCAAUUUAAACUGACGUUUUUAAAACCAAAACAAAACCCCAAGCACGCACACAAGCAUAAAAACUCAGAGCAAAUCUGAACCGUUCGUUUGAACCAAAACUGGCACUCGACGAGUGCGGCACUCAAAGCCGCACCGGCUUUUCAAACGAACGUACCAUGAGAUUCUCCAGUUUCGCUUGAGAAACUUCGGUACGAAUACCUCAUUUUGACUAAGGUACCGUAAACCGGGGUGACUUUGAUAGGAUUUCAAUUUGUUUUUAGAAUAUUUUUCAACAGGUAAGGUUUUUCUCAAGAUUAUUCUUUUUAAAACAUGUACUGGGGUAGGCCACACAAAGUCCAUGCACAAUUUUGGAAAAAAAGUUUUUUCAAUUGUGUUUAGAAAAAUAGUUACGUUAAAAAUUCUUAGUUUUAAUUCCGGGGUGACUUUGAUAGUCAUAGUUUUUCUUGUUAAAAUCAUAUUUAAGAUGUUCAAACUUUAUUUGUACGUUAAAUGUACCAUCACUAAAGUAGCUGAUAUAGUUUGCAAGAAAAAAAAUCAAUGUUUAUGUUAAGUUAACUAUGUUUAUAAGCUUUUUAACUAAAUACAUAUAAAUUUUAGGUAAAAUUGUUAAAAAGUCGGAAUUUUGCCUGAAAUUUGUUAAAACUAGUUUUGUUUAUAAAAUUAUCGAUUUAUAUUGCAUUUUAUACUGAAUUCGAAGCACGAAUCACAAGUUUUCACAUUUUACAUGAAAUUUGUUCAACUAAAAAUGCCUAUAAAUUUGAAGUUUUUUUUUAAACUGUGUUUCAAAAACAGAUAAUAUUUAUUAUUUACAAACUUAUUAAACCUUCUCCUAGUGGAAAAUUGUCCAAAGAAUCCAAAAAUGCAUUUCGUUUUCCGAUUAAAAAUCAUGAUCAUUGAGAAAAUUAUGACACUUUGAGAAGUUUAAAAUAAUGACUUCCAUCAACAUUUUCUUAACUAUAGUUAACUAACUUUAUAAACCUUUCAAAAAUUUAUGAAAAGUUCUUCUUGAGGUACUUUGAACACUUCUCUACCACGGUCAGUAUGUUUCUGAACCAUUCCUUACGUAUUUUAAUUGUACUCUUCAUUUUGCGGAAAAAUCGCAAACCUAUCAAAGUCACCCCGGCUAUCAAAGUCACCCCGUUUUACGGUACUCAAUUUUGAAUGUAGGCAACAGAAAAUUCCAAUAAAGUCAUUUCGAACUUCUUGAAACCAGGUAUUGAUUUUUGAAGCGACGAUGCCCACGAAGUAUGUAGCAAAGCAAGUGAAAUAAACGGGCGCAUAUGUAGAUUGCAGCAAAUUUUGAUAAAACGUAAAUGUUCAAAAUGGCAUAUCUCCGAAAACGCAAAAAAUCGCAGGCUGGAAAUUUCAGCAAUGUUAGCUUAUGAUCCAAUCUUUCAAGUGAUCUUAGUUUCAUAUUUAGCAUCGGUUAGCAAAAAAAGUACUCGAUUAACAAACACAAAAAAAUAAGUUUUGUCAAAAACAUGCUUCAGUUAUUCAAUGAAAACUUCAGUUUUUGGUUUGGAAACAACAUUUUAUCUAUUAAUAGUUUCAAAGGUUAUCUCAUUACCUUUCCAACGAUGUAUAAUUGUCCUAAUAAAAUAUUUAAAAUGGCUGAGCUAUGUUAAAAUUAAACAAUCAGCCUUUUUUACGAAAAACGCUUGUUUUUUACUCCAUUUUUUUGACUUUCAGCUUGCGUAUCUCCGUAAUGAACAAACUUAGAGCUUUGAAAAUUUGGAUUUUUCUUAGUUAGAAUGUUUACUUUCGAGAAAAAAAUACCAUAAAAUAUUUGGAGAAGGUCACUUUUUUGAAACUUGGCCACCCAAUGUACCAUAGUGCAGACGCAUCUAACUGUUGUAUAUGAAUGUUUUAAACUUAUUUGACCCUUAUCUUGGAAUUUCUUUUUAUUUGUGAACUCAGUUUUUUUGUAUGUUAGAUAUGAUGAAAAAAACGAUAUUGACCGCACCCUCCUCUCCCAUCUCCCCCCCCCCCCAUGCGACAACUCGUUGGGUUGCGAACAGGUGCACCGCAAAUUAUUUGCCGAAUUUGUCAUUUGUCUGACAUGGCAUUGAGCGAUGACAAAGUCUUUCUUCUUGGAGUUGAUGCAGUUACAGAAUCUUUGGGUCCAGAACUUCCACGAUCUUGAUGUUGUCCACCAAACUGCUCGGAGUCACGAUCAGAACCCGCUUUAUCAAAGCGUAGAUCAACGCCAACGUCUGCAACGUAUUCCCCAGUCUCAUCUUGUCGGCCAAAAUUGCUCCAAACUGUUCCGAGUCUUUGCGUUUCAUUCUGUUAAGGCGCAGGUCAAAUGUGACCAACCAAAUUUUCUCGUGUCCAACAAAUCGAUCAAUGAUCGCGAUCACGCACACACUAAUUAGCACACAUUAGCCUACAUAAUUGGCCUGCGGCCCUUUUGUUUUAAGAAAUCUAUCAUUCCAAUAAAGCCUAUCGAGGAGAGUACAUCGAGAACUCUAUCGCGAACAAUAAAGUCAAGUGCACAUCUCGUCGCGCCUUUUUGUACUACCCAAGCCGUACUUUUUUAGUAGUUUUUGAUCGCGACUAGAACCGCGGAAAGAAAUCAAACGAUCACUUUAAGCCACCUACAAUCCGGCGAAUCAGUGCACAAACAUUUUUUUGGUCCUUCGAGGACCGGAUUGUAACAACCGUGAUGUAACCGGAUUGUAACAAUCGCCGAAAAAGUGAUCUUGCUGGUGACGCUAUCACCGAACACGUUCCUGAUUGAUUGCUGUGGCCCUCUUCGACGUCGAUCUCCAGCAUCGGCGUGACCUGUUCCUGCCUCGUCGUGGGACACCGACGGCCUGCAGCAUCUUCGAGACGCCCGUGGAGCACAGUGAAGGAGCAUCUACGAACGAGAUCAAGCCAUCCUCCACAACGCGCGCUCGGCGGCGUCGCUCGGGUAUAGCACAAUAGGCUGGUAGCGUGAGUACACCCAGAAGGGAAGUGCUCUUUUUUACUACAAAAACUAAAAGUUGAAUGCGAAAUUCGAAACAUUAGUGAUUUUGGGAAAAAUUUGGGAAAAUUGGACAUUGGAUUUCCAAAUAAAACGUGGGAUUGCGACUUCUACAAAAUGGCGUCGCUUCGUGACCUUUUCAAAUUUGAGCGUGGCCUUUUCGACUCACUCGCCAAUUUGGAGGAUUUCGUAGAAAAUUUCGAUGCGAAAGGAGACGCACCGAAGGUUGAAUCUCGUCUGGAGCGACUGGAAACGGUUUUCAAGGAUUUUAUGGAAAAUCGGGCCAGACUUGAGUCGAAGCAUGAACAAGAUUUAAGUUCGGCCAGCGAACCCAAAGACCCCGAAGCAAAGGAGAAGAAGCAGCAAGCACGAGAAACAAACAAGGUGACCAGAUUGGAUUUCGAAAAUCGUUAUUUGGACCUCAAGGACUUUCUGGUCUCGAAGCGUGUUAAACCGACUGCUGAAGCUUCUUCCCUUGCCCCUCCGCCCUGCCAACCCCUCUCCUCUCGAUUUCAACUCCCAUGUUUUAAAAUCCAAUCCUUUGACGGUGAUCUAACUAAAUGGAUGAGCUUUCGUGACGCGUUCAAAAGUGUGAACGACAAGGACCCGUCGCUGUCAGGUGUGGAUAAGCUGAAUUACCUUCGCUCGUUGGUUCAGCUUGGUGCCAACACAAUCGUGGAAGGAGUGGAUGUGAAUGAAACCAACUUUGAUGUCACGUGGGACCUGCUGACACUGCGGUACGAGAACAACAAACUCAUCUCCCGCGCGCUGAUGGACGACCUGUUGGACACCGAACCGAUCAAACGAGAAUCCUACGAAGCACUAAGCACCCUUAUCGACUCGUUUGAACGCAACCUGAUGCAGCUGAAGAAGCUCGGACUCAAGACGGACGACGACUGGUCACCUAUACUUGCACACUUGCUGUAUAGUCGUUUGGACACGGACACACAACGCCGCUGGGAGAACCACCACAAGUCGCGAGAAGUACCCGAUUACAAGGAGAUGCUCAAAUUUCUUCAAGAUCACCUAACCACGCUUCAGCCACUGGUCAACAAAAAGCCACGUGUGCAGGAGCAUCGCCAGGAAGCUAGCAAACCAACCCCCAAGACGAAGUUCGGUUCUACGCUCACGACAACAACAAGCUCCCAGAUCAAAAGUUGUCCAUUUUGUCAAAACACACCCACUCUCCUUUCAAAUGCGAAUCCUUCCUCAAGUUGAAUCCCUUCCAGAGGUACGAGUUAGCCAAGAAAAUUGGGCUUUGUUUUAAUUGCCUCAAUCCUUUCCAUUUGGCACGGGCUUGUCCUAGCUCAGCAUGUCGCGUUUGUGGUCAGCGACACCACACCAUGCUCCAUCGUCGGUCACCAAACACACCAAAUCAGGAGCUCACGUUGUCGCAUUACACUACAAACGCCCAGUUCCAGACCCAGCCCAGUAGAGCCUCAAUUUCCCAAUCGCAAUCGCAAACCUCCGCUCCGCCUAUGCUACGCCUAUGCUAUGCUACCUCCGAUCAACCCUCGUUGUCGCUAGAUGCUUGUACGCCGAACAAUGCCAACGUUGUUUUCCUCUCGACGGCCGUGGUCAAGAUCGCAGACUCUCAUGGGAACACUUACCUCGCUCGCGCGCUCCUGGAUUGCUGUUCGGAGCGGAAUCUCAUGAGUGAACGUCUGGCGCAGAAGCUGGUUCUUCGCAGGCAGAAUGACCCGCUGUCGCUAAAAGGUGUUGGUUCCAGUCAAGCUGUUUCGAAGCAGUCUACGUUGACCAAGAUUCUCUCUCGGUGGACAGACUACUCCAUUGAUCUGAAGUUCCACAUUUUGCCGGAGUUCAAGCCCAUUGCUCCGUCGGACUGUGUGCAGACCAAGACUUGGACGCACCCAAUACCAUCGUCGUUGUUCCUCGCCGAUCCUCGCUUUUUCGAACCAAACCAAAUAGACUUGAUCAUCGGCGCUGAAGUUCACUACCGUCUCUUGCUGAAUGGUUUCAUUGAUCUUGGACCGAACCUACCCAUUCUCAAGGAGACCGGCUUUGGUUGGAUCGUGUCGAGCAAGUGCAGCACCUCGUCCAGACCAUCGUCGCUCACUAUGGUCUGUAGCAACCCAGAUCUGGAGAAACAAGUAGCUCGUUUUUGGGAGUUAGAGUCGUGCCAUUCAGAGAGCGUUCUUUCGGUGGAAGAAAAGCAGUGUGAGGAGUACUUCGCAAAAACAACAAUUCGGGAUUCUACUGGUCGCUUUGUCGUACGUCUGCCCAAGAAGGAAGCUGUAUUGGAGAAAUUGGGCGAGUCACGUGCGAUAGCUGAGCGUAGAUUCCACUACAUCGAGCGUCGAUUGCAAAGCAAACCCACACUUGGAGAGUCGUACGCAGCAUUCAUCAGGGAAUACGUAGAUCUUGGGCACAUGUCGGUAGUUGAUCCUUGUAACGAUGCUCUUACAGCCCAAGCUAAACCGUACUACAUGCCACACCACUGUAUCGAACGACCGGAGAGCACCACUACCAAACUACGCGUCGUCUUCGAUGCUUCGUGUGCGACUGACACAGGUAUCUCCCUGAACGAUGCCCUCGCAGUUGGACCUGUUGUACAAGACGACUUGUUCAGCCUGAUCUUACGCUUUCGCCUCGAGCCGUUCGUGUUGGUAGCAGACAUAGAAAAGAUGUACAGACAGGUGUUAGUACAUCCCGACGAUCGGCAUCUCCAGCGAAUUUUGUAUCGAGAAAGUCCUACUGAACCACUACAGACGUACGAGCUUCGGACGGUAACGUACGGCACUGCGUCCGCACCCUUUCUCGCCACCCGCUGUUUGAAACAACUCGCUCUGGAAGAAGAGCACAGAUUCCCUGAGGCGGCAAAGGUGUUAGCAAUCGACUUUUACAUGGAUGAUCUACUUUGCGGGGUGGCAACGGCAAGAGAAGGGAUUGAACUCAGCCGUCAGCUUAUUGAGCUUCUCGGGUCGGCCGGCUUUAAGUUGUGUAAGUGGGCUUCAAACAGCUCCACAAUCAUCCAAAACAUCCCGGCUGAACUUCGCGAAAACCGCAGUGAGUUCGAAUUAGAUUCGUCGUCGGCGCCGAUCAAGACCUUGGGACUGCUGUGGCAACUAGCGGACGAUGUGUUCCUGUUCAAGGUUCCAAUUUGGGACGUUCGAGUGCCAAUCACCAAACGUCUGGUUGUAUCACACGCAGAAAAAUCCGAUUGUAAACCUAGCAAAAUGUUGGGUGCAUCCCACAAACAGGAUUGUCAUCUCAGGGCCAGUAAACAUGUUUGUCAAAUUCACUUUUUGUUUGUGACACUUUUACUCUAACAACAAUCAUGAGUGGUGGAUCAACAAACAUGUUUAUCAAAAGAAGAAUCCAUUUUAUCAAAUUGCUUUUCUGGUUUUUCGUUUUCUUCUUCUUUUUUAUUUUAUUAAAACGAAAUAUUGUUUCUAAGUUUGUUUAUAUUUUAUUUUUUACAAUAUACUACUCAAACUUACAUUCUUCAUGAAAAUCGACUCGGUCAAUCACUUCUUUAUCCUCGUAUUAAACCCUAUUUUCUAGCAGCUCCCUGGGGAACCCUGGAUAAUCCAUGGCUGUCGUCACUGUGGGAUCAUUUUGGGAAUAUA
Culex pipiens pallens (northern house mosquito) is the source of this 14794-nucleotide messenger RNA. RefSeq names its product armadillo-like helical domain-containing protein 3. Gene Ontology annotation, cellular component: cytosol. Gene Ontology annotation, biological process: regulation of Golgi organization. Bases 12548 to 14494 code for a protein of 648 amino acids. Lineage: Eukaryota; Metazoa; Arthropoda; Insecta; Diptera; Culicidae. The record is from RefSeq and is a predicted model, not a curated record. The transcript is spliced from 6 exons.